Molecule: messenger RNA, 1314 nt
Organism: Xiphophorus hellerii (green swordtail)
Lineage: Eukaryota; Metazoa; Chordata; Actinopteri; Cyprinodontiformes; Poeciliidae
Gene: sult6b1
Product: sulfotransferase family, cytosolic, 6b, member 1
Exons: 7
Coding region: 128-1033 (301 amino acids)
Molecular function (GO): sulfotransferase activity
Source: RefSeq, a predicted model, not a curated record
CCUCCUCCUCCUCCUCUCUCUCCCUCGGCGCUCCGCAGUCUGAACACGGAGCAGUUUUUCCUGUUGCUCUUCUCUCUGAUCUCCUGCACUUUGCAGCGGCUCCAGAUCUGUAGAUUCCCUCAGCAGGAUGAGCAGCAACCCGCUCGGCGACAGGAUGCAGGCCCGGCUGGAGAGGGCAAAGGUCAUGAGCGACGAGGACAAGCUGUACAGACACAACGGGGUUCUGUACCCGACCCUCAUGUGUCCGGAGGAACAUUUGAAGUGUCUGGACGGCCUGAAGGCCAGAGACGACGACAUCAUGCUGGUGGCUUAUCCUAAAUGUGGAUUUAACUGGAUGGUUGGAGUCAUGAAGAAGAUCAUUGCAGAAGCCACCCAGAUGAAGAAUGAAUCCAAGAUGCCUCCGCUGAUCGAGUUCUUUGGCCCAGAAGUCUUGAAGGCCGUGGUUGAAGCUCCGUCUCCGAGGUUUCUGGGAACUCACCUUCAUCCAGACAUCAUGCCGUCCUCCUUCAGCGAGAAGAAAACAAAGACAGUGGUGGUCUUCAGGAACCCAAAGGACACUUUGGUUUCCUACUAUCAUUUCUGCAACAACAACCCGGUUCUGCCGUCUGUGGAGUCCUGGGAUUCUUUCUUCUCCCAGUUCAUGAAAGGAGACGUUGCCUGGGGCUCGUACUUUGACCACGCCUUGGCCUGGAACCAGAGGAUGGACGACCCCAACGUCUUGGUGGUGACCUAUGAGGACCUGAAGCAGGAUCUCGGCGCAGGGAUCCGGCGGAUCUCCGGCUUCGUCGGCUUCAGCCUGACGGAGGCUCAGGUGCGGCAGGUGGCAGCGGCCAGCACCUUUAACGCCAUGAAGGAGAGUUCAGCCAACUCCCACGGCAACAUGGGAAACGUCAUCUUCAGGAAAGGUGAGGUUGGAGACUGGAGGAACCAUUUCAGUCCAGAACAGAGCCGAGAAAUGGACGAAGCUUUCAACAAACACCUGGCAGGAACAAAACUGGGAGCAAAGCUGGACUACCAGCGUCACUGUCAGUAGGAAACAGAGACGAGAAGAAGAAGAAGAAGAAGAAGAAGGGAACGAUGGAGGAGGAGAGAUGAAUCAACACCUUCAAUCUGAACACAGGUGGAGCGUCGGUUCUGCCUGACAGACUGAGCUCAGGGCGAAACUCCCACAGCUCAACAGAAGAAGGAAGAUAUAAAAAUAAGACGGAAUAAUUUGGUUAUAAUCAAUUUUGUUUCACUGCAGAUAUUAAAAAUGAAGUUUGAUGUUUUUAAUCAAUUUAAGCAACUUAUGAUAAACAGAAAGAAAUGAAAUAU